AUGGCUAACAUUGAAUCCAAUGUUAUACAUGUAUUAGUUAAUGUCUAUAAUGAAUCACAAUUUAUUUGGAACCAAUGUAUGGCUUAUAAUUUAGUAUUUGAACUAAAAUCCAAUGGCAAUCAAAAUGUUUAUAACAUAAUUAUGAUGUCAUCUAAUAAUCGUUACAAUAGUUUUAUUGGGAAACUUAGGGCCGAAAAUCUUGAAUAUCAGCUAAUUGUGGCCAAUAGUACACAAUUGAUAGCUAUUUCAAACAACAGUGCCAUGAAAUAUAUGAAAACAAGUGGUGAACAAUUUGAUUAUAAUAGUUAUCAUCAGUUAUCAGAAAUCAAUGAUGAACUGAAACGGUUGGCCAACAGUUAUGGCGAUAUUGUUGAACUGUUUUCGUUGGGCAAGACCUACGAAAACAGGGAUAUCCUAGCCGUUAAAGUGUCUAAUAAUAAUAAUAGUGAUGUCGAAACCGAUGCCGACCCCCUAACCAAUAUGACGGUAUUUGAUUGCGGUAUUCACGCCCGUGAAUGGAUAUCGCCAGCAGUUUGCUUGUGGUUUAUACGACAACUAACCGAAACUGAUCGGUACCUACUCGAUGGACACCAGUUUGUCAUAAUACCGGUGCUCAAUCCCGAUGGCUAUCACUAUACGUGGACAGUGGACAGGUAUUGGCGUAAAAAUAGGCAAAACUCAAAAAUCAAAGAUUGUGUGGGCAUUGAUCUCAAUAGAAAUUGGCCGACCCGUGAGUUUUGUCAGCACAAGUCAUCGGAUGAUCCGUGCGAUACAGAGAUCUAUUGCGGUGAUCGACCGUUUUCGGCCCUAGAGAUCAAACAUCUCAAUACAUUUAUGUUGAAACAUAGGAAACAGUUGACCGUCUAUAUGACAUUCCACUCGUACAGCCAGAUAUGGGCCUAUCCUUACUCGUAUACUAACCAGACUACCGAAAACGACAUGCGCUUAAGCUCUCUAUCAAAACUGGCCGUCGAUACUAUCAGACAGACCAGUAAUAAGAUAUACACUUACGGAUCGUCGGCAUCUAUAAUGUAUAGCGCAUCGGGAUCAAGCAUCGACUAUGUAUACGAUUCCUUAAACGUUUCCCUAUGUUUUACUGUCGAGCUCCGGGAUACUGGCGAAUACGGUUUCCUAUUGCCGGCUAACCAGAUCCAGGAUACGGCUCACGAAAUAUGGACGGCCAUUAAGGCCGUCUACGGACGUAUAGUAGUCGAUGACGGCGACUACGACAGCAAUGUUGAAGGACAGGGAUCAACAACAACAUCCGCUGCCAUUGCAGCUGUUUUAGUGUCGCUGACUGUCCACAAACACAAACAUUAUCAACAACAACAACAACAACAACAACAUGACAUGAGAGGACAGUUGUCUGAAAAUUGGUGGCCACUGAUCGUCAACAACAUUAAUGCCCGUACGGCUUAUCUAUCAAAUGGUAACGACGACGACAGCGACAGCAACGACAAGAAAUUUACUGACAAAUGGUUUGAACCGUUCGUAUCGUUCAAACCGUUGGUGGCCAACACUGAUCCGUCCAAAUAUCCCGCUGGAUAUCGCGGCCCAAACGAAGUGUCCGGUUCGGGUACUAUUAUGGACCGAAAUGGCUUAGUGGUUGCGUCCAAUCGGUCGCUACAAUUGCUGACCGUAGUCAUCGUACGGCUGAACAGCGGAUCAGUAGUAACGGGUCGUGUGAUAUAUCGGAACGCUUUGUACGAUCUGGCCGUCGUUAAGCUGGACGGCGAUCGCAGCGAUUGGCCAACACCGGUCAGGCGUACCGAACCGUUGUCCAUUGGCGACCCGGUACUAACGGUAGCCAAUCAGGCCAGCAAUCUGUACAACUAUCUUAACGACGGUAUUGUCUGCCGUACCGAUCGGAAGAGUUCGGAAAUUGGUCAGACAUUGGAUCCUGAAUUUGAUCCAAUGGUCGAACUGAUUCAACAUUCGGCAUUUGUUGGCGACACCGACUGGGGUACGGCACUGGUCGACAGUAACGGCCAAUUCAUUGGCAUUACAAUUGUAAGCGACCGUACCAACAAUCUAUGUCUGCCGGCCAAGUUUAUCGACGAAUUUUUGGCAAAUGUCAAAUCAGAUGGACUCCGAAGUUUCGGUCUACUAACCAGUUGGUAUGACCCGUCCAUUAGAUCUGAUGAUGAAGUCGGUAGCCGCCGUCUAGAUGGUAUACCUGCCGAUGCAUGCACUGGCCUAUUGGUUGAGGAAAUAUUUUUUAACAACAAUAAUCCCAAUAAGAAAGACCUAAACCAGUACGACAUCAUAACCCAUAUAAACGGCUUGAAACUGUUGUCUAUAGACGAUGUCCUCAACGCCAUUGAGCACCUGAACAUACAGCACGAGUCCAUCGAUGUUAUUGUCAAAGACAUGUCGUCGUCGUCGACUGUCAAACGAGUAUUGCUUAAGAGAUGCAAAGAUAUUGAGAAAUAUACGUUUGUUUGA
This is a messenger RNA of Oppia nitens, 2445 nucleotides long. RefSeq lists its product as uncharacterized. NCBI's taxonomy places the organism in Eukaryota, Metazoa, Arthropoda, Arachnida, Sarcoptiformes, Oppiidae. The record is from RefSeq and is a predicted model, not a curated record. Gene Ontology annotation, molecular function: zinc ion binding; metallocarboxypeptidase activity. The transcript has 9 exons. The coding region runs from base 1 to 2445 and encodes 814 amino acids. Gene Ontology annotation, biological process: proteolysis.